UACACUCUUCUCUGGCCUGACAGGGACCCAAAGCUCAUGUUCAGAGCUUCUGGUGUAUGGCUCUGCAUUUCAGCAAAAUUUCCCCAGAAAUCAUGAUAAGAAUGGGUUUGAGAAAUAGUGCCAACAUUUCCUAUUCAAGGGCUUUGUUUGCUGAGAGCUUCCACAGGCUGUUGUCUACUCAGACUUCAGGGAAGCUACAAGACAAGGUUGCACUUAUCACUGGAGCAGCUAGUGGAAUAGGAAAGGCCACAGCCACCAAAUUUAUCAAUAAUGGAGCUAAGGUUAUUAUUGCUGAUAUUAAUCAACAGCUUGGUGAGGAGACGGCAAAAGAACUAGGAUCUAAUGCCACUUUCAUAACAUGUGAUGUCACUCAAGAGUCAGACAUAUCCAAUGCUGUUGAAUUUGCCAUUUCUAAACACAAACAACUUGAUAUCAUGUACAACAAUGCAGGGGUAGCCUGCAAAAGUCCUCUGAGCAUCGUUGACCUGGACAUGGCCUUGUUUGACAAAAUCAUGGACAUAAAUGUUCGUGGUGCUGUGGCAGGUAUCAAACAUGCAGCACGUGUGAUGAUCCCACGUGGAAGUGGGUCUAUUCUGUGCACAGCAAGUGUCACAGGUGUGAUGGGAGGUCUGGCUCAGCACACUUACUCAAUAUCUAAGUCUGCAGUCGUAGGCAUUGUUAAAUCUCUGGCUUCUGAGUUAUGCAGGCAUGGAAUCCGAGUCAAUUGCAUAUCACCUUUUGCCAUCCCAACACCUUUUGCUCUGGAAGAAAUGAGUCAGAUAUAUUCUCAUGUUGAUAGUCAGAGACAUGUGGAUAUUAUUCACAAUUCUAGUGUCCUAAAGGGUGUCUAUUGUGAACCCGAUGAUGUUGCUAAUGCUGCACUUUUUCUUGCGUCCAAUGAUGCCAAGUAUGUCAGUGGACACAACUUGGUUGUCGAUGGGGGUUUCACAUCUUUUAAGAAUUUGGACUUUCCUGCACCAGAUCAAGUGAAGUAGAACUUUGUUCAAAUUAUAUUUAGAUAAAGGUAACAAUGAUGGAAAACCAUCUUGCAAUUUCAAAUUUUUAAUAAAAAAUUCAGUGAGAGUGAGUCAAUUUCAUUUAUUUCAGUACUCUUCUAAAUACAUCCAAGUUUAGCGUUUGAGUGGCGACCCCAAAUGAUAUCAGUUUCACACCCAAAAAGGAUGGGAAACCCAUGCAAGCAUCAUGAGCCAGUUCAAAUGCUUUGAGGCACCCUAAAUAAACAUGCUAUCAUAAGUGAUACUUUUUGUAGUUCUGUAUUUUCAUUCAAAAGGAAUUAGAGAUAGAAAAGCGUUGUAGUGGGAGUUUCUGUUGAAUCAGUCCUGUGUAUGGCUGAACCAGUCAUUUCAGGCCCUUCAUUACCUAGUGAUACAAGAAUAAAACCUUUCAUGUUUACCUUCAGUUUUUAACAUUAUAAGAGAUGCUAUAGCCGUAGUCAACUUUGAAA
Vigna unguiculata (cowpea) is the source of this 1465-nucleotide messenger RNA. Its product is annotated as NAD(P)-binding Rossmann-fold superfamily protein. Gene Ontology annotation, molecular function: oxidoreductase activity. Lineage: Eukaryota; Viridiplantae; Streptophyta; Magnoliopsida; Fabales; Fabaceae. The record is from RefSeq and is a predicted model, not a curated record.